Messenger RNA from Xenopus laevis (African clawed frog), 1463 nucleotides. RefSeq names its product cyclin-dependent kinase 2 interacting protein S homeolog (gene cinp.S). Gene Ontology annotation, cellular component: nucleus. The record is from RefSeq and is marked provisional. NCBI's taxonomy places the organism in Eukaryota, Metazoa, Chordata, Amphibia, Anura, Pipidae.
CGGAAGUGGUGCUGUGCGUUCCACGGUGUUGAGCGUGGAGACUAAGGGAACAAAAGUAGUAGCGUGAGAGAUAGUAUGUAAGCGAGGCGUUGGAUGUAUGUUCGCACAAUGGAAAGUAAAAGUCCUGGAUACAUAACACCAAAAAAGCCAGCAUUAUCAGCCAGUGCAAGAAAAAUCAAAGACAAUGCAGCAGACUGGCAUAAUCUGAUGCUUAAAUGGGAGACCUAUAACAAUGAUUCAUUCAAUAUAGCAAGCAAGAUUGUCAAUCUAAAAAUAACUGCUGAAUCUGCAGAUAGAAUGUUGUUAGACGAACCCUCGCCUAAUAAGGAUAACAUAACGACGGACAAAGUGGAAUUGGACAGACUGUGCUCGGAAUUACUUCAAACCAUAGAAAAUAUGGAAAAAAUAUGGACCAAGAUGGAGAAGAUAACUGCCACUUUUAAAGGAAUCUGUGAUCUUGAAGCCUAUCAGUUCCCUGGCGAUACUUCUAAGCCAACUCAUUUUCACACUUGGCCAACAACCCUUUUCUAUGAGACCUCCAUGAAAAUGGUAGAUAUGUACAAGAAAGAAAUUCAACUUAAAAGGACUAUAGUUGGGGACCUUGCACAUACAUCAGAUCAGGACUUACGAAUGGUGUAUUUAUCUUGUUGGUUAUAUCAGCCUUAUAUCGACAACAACAUCAAAGUCUUACUUGAAAGUAUGCUGCUGGAAACAGGGCACAGGCCCAUCUAAUGGUUUCAGACCCAUUAAAGGAGAAGGAAAGCUGCCCCACUGACUGAUGACCAAUGGCAACUAGUUCUCCAGUCCCCACUGGUUAUUUCCCCCGUAUACAAGUUUAGAAUUCAACAGUUAUAUUUUGUACAUAGGGCCUAUUAUACUAGAACUCUCCUUCACAGGCUUAAUCCGAUGCUCCCGAAUACAUGUUUGCGGUGUGAGAGGGAAGAGGGUACUUUCAUGCACACGUUUUGGUCUUGUUGCAAACUGCAUUCCUUCUGGGUGGCCAUUCAGGCUCGGAUAACAAAACUACUAGGGUUUGAGCUCCCACUUGACCCUAAAUGGUACUUAUUAUGUAUGGACCCACCUACCCCACUGGCAUCCCCAGCCCGUAAAAUGGUUAACAAGUUACUUUUCCUGGCCCGAAAGCUCAUAGCACUUCAUUGGAGGGCAUCUCUCCCCCCUACAUACCAGGCAUGGGAAAAAGCGGUCCAAGACUUGCAAAAGGUAGAAGAUCUCAUAGCUAGAAGGAAUGGUACUUCCAAACAGUAUCUUAAGAUUUGGCAAUUAUGGAUUUUGGAUGAUGUAUAACUGUCUGUUUGACCUUUUUUCUGUAAUUCAACCUUGUGUUUAGACUGUUUUGUACGUCUGACUGUUAUGCAUAUAUGCACAUCUACUGCUGUAAAACUGCUAAAUACCUGUGUAAUGUUUGUUCUAAUAAACUUACCUGAACCAAAAAAAAAAAAAAA